GACGUUUAUCGUAGGUGCCACCUCUAUAUCUACCCUAGUUAUUACCUCGGUUUCUCGAGCAGGCAUUUUCUGUGACACUGUGCAAUGUCGGAAAUCCGUCGAUUAUCUGUUGCACUACUGGCGUUGUCAGUAGGCUUGAUCAUCGCUGGCCUGGCAACUUCUAGCUGGGGAUGUGGUAACCUAUUCGAAGAAUGCCAGAAUCAUGGAGAAAGGACGGCUGUGGUCUCCGUGAUUAUCUUACUCUUGCUGGGGUUGGUCUGUUUAUCCAUUGUACUACUGUUGGACCUGGUCAGCCUUUGUUCAGACACAUUUAGCACACAGGCCGGUUAUUUGACCACCAGAUUUGUUCUACUCUACCUCGGUAGCGGAUGCUUACUCGCUGGAAUACUGGUUUUCACCGGGCUAGUAAGCCACAGGUGGUCAUACUUCGCCGCAACGGUCGGAUGUGUUUUUGCUCUGCAAGUUGCUUUACUCGCUAUCCUAAGCUCUCGUUGUGUGGCAACAAGGGACAGGAUUGGCGUUCGUGCUGUAAGAGCGUAGAUCUUUUAAACUUUGAAGUUCCCAUGUGAGAACGUUACAUGUUACAUAGAGGAUACUGUGAAAAUUACCGACCAUUUGCAGAGAGACAAAGUUAUGUCGCUUAUUGUUUAUCUUAUUUCGACUGUGCGUAUUCUGUUUAUAUUUAAAUCUGAUUCAAGCAUGUCUAGUUGUUCGCAGUUAUUGUUAUACGAUGCAGCUCAUUAAAAUGGUUUUGUAUCAAA
Messenger RNA from Dicrocoelium dendriticum, 761 nucleotides. The record is from the annotation of a GenBank genome assembly. NCBI's taxonomy places the organism in Eukaryota, Metazoa, Platyhelminthes, Trematoda, Plagiorchiida, Dicrocoeliidae.